CACCGGGCUCCCGGAAGGGCCGGGGGCGGGGCAGGCAGCGGCAGCGGCAGCCCGACAGACGGACCGACUGACCGAGCCCUGGUGCCCCCCGCCCCGCCCCCCAGGGCCGCCAUGACCCUCCCCGUCUUCUUCGGCUGCAGCUUCAUCGCCUUCGGGCCGGCGCUCGGGCUCUUCCUCUUCACCGUGCUGCGGGACCCGCUGCGCAUCAUCAUCCUCAUCGCCGGGGCCUUUUUCUGGCUGGUCUCCCUGCUCUUGUCAUCGUUAGUCUGGUUCAUUGCGGUUAAAGCCAGUGACCCAGGAGAUGAGCCGUUGCAGAAGGGCCUCCUAAUAUUCGGGGUCCUGUUCUCUGUGCUCCUACAAGAGGCCUUUCGAUUUCUCUACUACAAAUUGCUCAGGAAGGCAAUUGAAGGGCUGGUGACCCUCAGUGAAGAUGGCUGCUCCCCGAUUUCCAUCCAGCAGAUGGCAUAUGUAGCUGGCCUGGGCUUUGGGCUCAUGAGUGGCGCCUUCUCCAUGAUUAACCUCCUGGCAGAUGCACUGGGGCCUGGCACUGUGGGGAUCCAUGGAGACUCGCAGCUCUACUUCCUGACCUCGGCCUUCAUGACCAUGGUGAUGAUUUUCCUUCACACCUUCUGGGGAAUCCUCUUCUUCCAUGGCUGUGAGACCCAGCACUGGUGGGAGAUGGCGGCCGUCAUCCUCACUCACCUCAUCGUCUCGGGAUCGACGUUCUGGAACCCCCUGUACGUGGGCAGCCUCGUCCCCUCCUACCUGCUGAUGUUUGCCACGGCUGCAUGGGCCUAUGUCCUGUCAGGAGGCUGCACUCGGAACCUGCUCCAGUCCCUGCAGGGGCAGCAGAGCGAGACAAGCCCCCAGCCAGGAUCCUGAGGGUCCAUCAGGAGCUCUUCCCUCAGCUGCUCUCUGCCUGCCCUGCCCUCUGGUGCUGUCAGCUGGGACCUACAGUUGCCUUCUCUGCAAUAUCAUUUCUCUCUUCUGGAAUGGGAGUCCCCCGAUCAGUCCCUGCUGGAGGCAGGUGUCCGGGGGCUCCUGCAGCCAGGGAGUAGCCAGCAGAAUGUCUGAUAGCUGGGGGCUGCUCACCCUGUCCUACCAACCCCUCUCCCUCCUUGCUGUGGACCUGGAUUGGUUUAGCCCACCCUUGAAAGACCCAUGGUUUAACAUGGUGUGAGGGGUUCUUCAGAACUCACUGCGCCUGCUCCACAACCAGUGUGUGUGUGGUGGGCGCGUGCUCUGCCGCAUACAGGGAGAGUCCUUUUCAGCCCCAGGAAGUCUGUGAUCUGGCCAGCAGUUUGACUGGAUACAUCAAAGUGCCGAGCUGGGGAUGCCAGGCACUAAGGAGCUGCAACGUCCUUUCCCCUUGCCCAGGAGUGGCUGUACCAGGGGGCUGAAUUCCCAGCCCUCGCCCCAAGUGUCUGGCUGCUGGUAUGGGACAGACUGCCAGGUACUGGCCUGAGAAGGAUGGUGGUUGGAAAAGGAUGAGGCUGACUGGAUGCCCAGCACUGGCAUGGAGAGGGGAUGAGUGGUGCCAAAGGGCUGAUGCUGCUACGGGAAGGCGAUGGGCAGGUGGUGCUGGCACAGUGCAGCUGGUAGCUGCAUGUCUCAUGCAGACGUGCUGGGAGGAGGGGCGGUGGCAGAGGUUUAUCCGUGGCAGGAUCAGUGACCCUGCCCAUCUCUCUGAUGGGGGUGGAUAUGAGGUGCCUGAGCUGGCACCAGCCCUGGGAAUGUGAGGUGGAAUUGGGAGCAGGGAUCCUGGUAGCCAUGCAGAGGCACCGGGGCCGAGAGCCAAGACUGACUGAGUUUGUAAUGGGCUUUUAUAUCAAUAAAGAGAAAUGCCAGCCUCAAAGAGAA
Messenger RNA from Dermochelys coriacea (leatherback sea turtle), 1860 nucleotides. RefSeq names its product gamma-secretase subunit Aph-1b-like. Gene Ontology annotation, molecular function: protein-macromolecule adaptor activity. The record is from RefSeq and is a predicted model, not a curated record. The transcript is spliced from 7 exons. Gene Ontology annotation, biological process: Notch signaling pathway; Notch receptor processing; positive regulation of catalytic activity. Gene Ontology annotation, cellular component: gamma-secretase complex; membrane; endoplasmic reticulum. NCBI's taxonomy places the organism in Eukaryota, Metazoa, Chordata, Testudines, Dermochelyidae. The coding region runs from base 112 to 882 and encodes 256 amino acids.